AUGGAGCUGUGUCUGGCCUUGGGUCGCCCGGGAACUGUCGGCAGUGGGGCGGCCGGCCAGGGAGCGUACAACGGCAGAGUGGCCGGCGAUGAGGCGCGGCCGCUGUUCCCGUGUCUCUUCUGCGACAGGAAGUUCCUCAAGCCGCAUGCCCUCGGUGGCCACCAGAACGCGCACAAGGAGGAGCGCGCGGCCGGCUGGAACCCCUAUGUCUACGGUCGCCACCCCGCUGCCGCCUCGUCUCACGCCGCCGCCACCGAUAACUUCAUCCCUAUCGCCGCGCGCUGUGGUGGCGGGGCCGCCGCUGCAACGCCCCUCCAUGUCGUUCCUGAGGCUGGCACGCUGGCUCCGUCGGUCCACGGCGUGCGAGUUGCAGCCGGCCCGUUCUCCGGCGUCCACGACGACGCGGGGGACAUGCUAAGCUAG
This is a messenger RNA of Triticum aestivum (bread wheat), 423 nucleotides long. RefSeq names its product zinc finger protein STAMENLESS 1-like. The transcript has a single exon. The record is from RefSeq and is a predicted model, not a curated record. The coding region runs from base 1 to 423 and encodes 140 amino acids. Lineage: Eukaryota; Viridiplantae; Streptophyta; Magnoliopsida; Poales; Poaceae. Gene Ontology annotation, molecular function: DNA-binding transcription factor activity.